AUGACAUUUCAUAUGCUAACGAUCUCAAUGGUGACAUCUGUAGUGAUACUUAUCGAUUGCCACUAUGCCGAAAAACUAAGAGCAAAGCUGUUCAAGAAAAAGUUAGAAGAUUCAGCAACUGAGACGACUUCUUCUAAUAAUGAAGCUUUAUUAGAAUUAUCUGUUUCCCUUCAUAACGUAACUUCAUCAAAGGUCACAUUUGCCUACAACACUACUUCUAAAGCAGCAAAAAACGAUAUACAACGUCGUCGAUUCUUCGAUCGCGAACAAAUUAAUCUUGAAUCACAUCAGUUAGUGUGGUUAGGUCAUUUGGUAACGUUAACAAUUGAGAAUCUUCGAAAAGUUAUUGAUUAUGUUAAAGUGUUUGAUAACGCGAAAGAAUGUUUAACAUACAUUGAAGAAGCAAAAUUAUCAACAAUCUUUUUAGUAAUACCAUCCAGUGAGUCAGGUGAACUUUUUAUUUCACAAAUUACUGAUUUUAAAAAUAUUUGGUCUGUUAUUGUCUAUGACUUUGAGGCGAAUCAUUCCGAGUGGAUUUCAAAUCAUUCAAAGAUCAAAUGUGUUUGCAAAGAUCCUGACCAAUUAUUAUGUGAUUUGAAAGUAGACGUCUUACAAUAUAAAAAGUAUAAAAAUAAUGGAAUUUUUAAUGAUCCUGGAAAAGAAGACAACACAACGGAUGAUGCUAUUGAAUCUUGGUGGAUAACUUAUAUGAAUGUUCUAAUUUAUUUAUCAUAUCCAGAUAGAUUUCAUCAUAAACUUGUUGAUUCAUUAAGAACUUAUUACGAUGGUAAAGAAUCAGAAUUAAAAAUUCUUGAUGAAUUUGAGAAAGAAUAUAAACCAGAUAGAGCUGUUUGGUGGUAUACACGUAACACAUUUCUCUAUAGUAUUUUAAAUCGUGCACUUCGUCAACAUAAUAUUGAAGUGAUGUUUCUCUUUGGUUUCUUUGUACAAGAUUUGUAUAGGCAAGUACAAACAGAAUAUGAAAGACUUAAACUACGACAUUCAACAGAACCGAGAAUUAAUGUCUAUCGUGGGCAGAUAAUGUCACGCAAAGAAAUUAAUGAACUCAAUAGUGAUUUCAACAUUAUAAAUAACGGUUUACUUUCCACUUCCCCAGAUCGUCAGUUGGCACUCUUUUUCCUUCCUGAAGCUGAUCAAAUGGAAGAUAGUAGUUAUGAACGUGUUCUAUUCGAAAUUGAAAUUGAUAUUCGUCGACAAUCACGUCCUUAUGCCGAUAUUUCACAUUUGAGUCAAUUUUCAGGCGAAUUAGAAAUUUUAUUUAUGAUGGGAACACCAUUUAAAAUAGUAAGACAAAAUGGUAUCAGUUACGACGAAAAUGAAAAAUUAUGGACUGUGAAAUUACAAUUAACACGAGAUGAAUUUUUAGUAGAUGAUAGAGUCGUUGAAAGUUUGACAUGUGAUAGUCAGCGAUUAAAAAUGUGUCUAACUCCCUUGUCUGAUAGUUUGCAGUUUGCAUCGAUCGCAGAUAUAAACUUAAUUUUUGAUAUUUUUUGUGAUUUAUAUCCACAAGAAGAAAAAUGGAUUAAUGCACUUCGAUUUCAUUGUAUCGGUCGAUAUCAGUCUUGGCCCGAAAACAAUAUUAUAGCAGCAUUAUCUUAUUAUAGUAAAGCAUUACAGACUUGGAAUAACGAGUCAAACUAUUGUUCAAUUAACAUUGGACAAAUUCACCAUGACAUCGCUCGUUGUUACUCAAAGGACGUAAUUAGAAAUUCAAGUAUGUCCUCAAAAUCUUUCAAUUUGGCUAUAGAAUCUUACAUCAAAGCAAUUGGAGAAACAACAACAGAAAUUGAACAAAUAGACAUAUAUGAAAAAUUGUCUCAACUCUACAUGAACAUUGGUGAUAAUCUAAACGUAAUACAAUACAAAGAAUUACAAGUUCAAUAUACACUGAAAUACUAUUCAUCAAUUGAUGAUGAGAAAUGUGCUAUUAGCCUCAAUUCUUUAGCUUUCCUGUAUGAAAAAAUAAAAAGAUAUGAUAAUGCUCUAACUAAUUAUGAAAAAGCUCUAAAAAUUCUUUUAGAGUCAAUCGUCAGUCAUAGUUCGUGGUGGAUUAUUACCAUUUGUAACAAUUUAAUUAAGAUCUACAAUGAACAAAAAGAUGAUUAUAAUUCGACAUUAAAGUAUGAAUUGAUUAAAAAUGAAUAUGUAUUGAAAGACAAUGAAGGAACAAACGAUAGUACGUCGUAA
Messenger RNA from Didymodactylos carnosus, 2208 nucleotides. Lineage: Eukaryota; Metazoa; Rotifera; Eurotatoria; Philodinida; Philodinidae. The record is from the annotation of a GenBank genome assembly.